Molecule: messenger RNA, 738 nt
Organism: Pestalotiopsis fici W106-1
Lineage: Eukaryota; Fungi; Ascomycota; Sordariomycetes; Amphisphaeriales; Sporocadaceae
Exons: 4
Coding region: 1-738 (245 amino acids)
Source: RefSeq, a predicted model, not a curated record
AUGCCGAUAGCCAAAGAUUUCUUUGCCCUUGUGGCUGGAGCUGGACCCGGCACAGGCCGGUCAAUUGCCCUCCGUUUUGCCAAGCUCUACCCAACCGUACUGCUGGCGCGCAGGAGAGAGAAUUUUGAUGGUAUCGUCAAUGAGAUCGAGGCAGCGGGCGGCACGGCCCUCGGUAUCACUGCCGAUGUCAGCGACCCUGCAGCGGUCCAAGCUGCCUUUGCUACCAUUAAGAAGGAGAUGCCCAAUAGCAAACUUGCUGCCGCUGUCUAUAAUGUCAAUGGAGGCUUUGCCAUGAAGCCCUUUUUGGAUCUCAAGGCAGAAGAUCUCGAGAGCAGUUUGGACGGCACGGUGCGAGCCGGGUUCACUUAUGCGCAACAUUGUUUGCCUCUGCUCCUAGACGCCGUCUCCCAGGCACCGCACCCCCCCUCGCUCAUAUUCACAGGGGCUACGGCUUCACUCAAAGCAUCGGCCCAAUUUGCAUCAUUUGCAGCCGGUAAAUUUGCUCUUCGAGCAUUGACCCAAUCGCUCGCCCGUGAGUUUGGGCCACGCGGCGUUCAUGUUGCACAUGUGAUUAUUGAUGGUCUGAUUGACACGCCGCGUGCGAGGGGAUUUGCCGGUAAAGAUCAAGUCAUGAUUUCACCCGACGCAAUUGCAGAAAGUUAUUGGUACUUGCAUACUCAGGAUAAAUCUGCGUUUACUCAAGAAUUGGACUUGCGACCUCAUUCUGAGAAGUUCUAG